GCAGCCGGACCUCAGUUCCCCCGGGCCCCGGCCGGGCGGCGGCCAUGGCCUCGGCGGCUGUGGAGAGCUUCGUGACCAAGCAGUUGGACCUGCUGGAGCUCGAGAGAGACGCGGAGGUCGAGGAGCGCAGGUCUUGGCAGGAAAACGUCUCCCAGAAAGAACUCCAGAGCCGAGGCGUGUGUUUGCUGAAGCUGCAGGUGUCCAGCCAGCGGACCGGGCUCUACGGGCGGCUGCUGGUCACCUUGGAGCCCAGGAGAUGUGUGGCGGCCGCCGUGCUUCCCAGCAACAGCUUUACGUCAGGCGAUAUAGUGGGUCUGUACGACGAAGGGAGUCAGCUGGCCACGGGGAUCCUGACCCGGAUCACGCAGAGAUCGGUCACGGUGGCCUUUGACGAGUCCCAUGACUUCCGGCUGAGCUUGGACAGGGAGCAGACCUACAGACUGUUAAAACUGGCCAAUGAUGUCACUUACAAGCGACUGAAAAAGGCUCUGAUCACACUAAAGAAGUACCACUCUGGCCCCGCGUGCUCACUCAUAGACGUUCUCUUUGGCGGCUCCGUCCCCAGUCCUGCCAGUGAGAUCCAGCCGCUGCCGUUCUGUAACCCUUGCCUGGAUGCCUCCCAGAAGGAAGCCGUCUCCUUCGCGCUGUCCCAGAAGGAGCUUGCCAUCAUCCAUGGGCCUCCUGGCACCGGGAAGACCACUACCGUGGUCGAGAUCAUUCUUCAGGCUGUGAGGCAAGGCUUAAAGGUUCUGUGCUGUGCUCCCUCCAACGUCGCCGUGGACAACCUGGUGGAGCGUCUGGCCCACAGCAAGCAGAGGAUCGUGCGCCUUGGGCACCCUGCCCGCCUGCUGGACUCCAUUCAGCAGCAUUCCCUCGACGCGGUGUUAGCGCGGAGCGACAGCGCCCAGAUUGUCGCGGACAUCAGGAAGGACAUCGAUCAGGCCUUCGUACGUGCCUCCUCCCUGCCACCGCUCUGCGCGAAGAACAGGCAGACCCAGGAGAAGAGAGAGAAGAGCGGCGUUUGGAGUGAAAUCAAGCUGUUGAGGAAGGAGCUGAAGGAGAGGGAGGAGGCCGCGAUGCUGGAGAGCCUCAGGUCGGCGGCGGUGGUGCUGGCGACAAACACAGGUGCCUCUUCCGACGGCCCUCUGAGGCUGCUGCCCGACGGCCACUUCGACGUGGUGGUCAUCGACGAGUGUGCGCAGGCCCUGGAAGCCAGCUGCUGGAUCCCACUGCUGAAGGCCAGGAGGUGCGUCCUGGCCGGCGAUCACAAGCAGCUGCCCCCCACCACCAUCUCUCACAAGGCCGCACUGGCGGGGCUGUCGCGGAGCCUGAUGGAGCGGCUGGCGGACGAGAUCGGCGCACAGGUGGUGCGGACGCUCACGGUGCAGUACCGCAUGCACCAAGCCAUCAUGCGCUGGGCCUCGGACGCCCUCUACAGCGGGCAGCUCACCGCCCACCCUGCCGUGGCGGGGCACCUCCUGCGGGACCUCCCAGGGGUGGCUGCCACGGAGGAGACGAGCGUCCCGCUGCUGCUCGUGGACACAGCCGGCUGCGGGCUCUUUGAGCUGGAAGAGGAGGACGACCAGUCUAAGGGGAACCCCGGGGAAGUACGCCUCGCCAGUCUGCACAUCCAGGCCCUGGUGGACGCUGGUGUCCAAGCGAGUGACAUCGCCGUCAUCACGCCGUACAACCUCCAGGUGGACCUGCUCAGGCAGAGCCUUGCCCAUAGGUACCCCGAGCUUGAAAUUAAGUCUGUCGAUGGCUUCCAAGGCCGAGAGAAGGAGGCUGUGGUCCUGUCCUUCGUCAGAUCCAAUAGGAAAGGCGACGUGGGCUUCCUCGCUGAGGACCGGCGGAUCAACGUUGCGGUCACCCGCGCUCGGCGCCACGUGGCGGUCGUGUGCGAUUCUCACACCGUCAGCAACCACACCUUCCUGAAGACCCUGCUGGGGCACUUCAUGGAGCACGGGGAGGUGCGCACGGCCUUUGAGUAUCUUGACGACAUUGUCCCUGAAAACUACUGCCACGAGAGUUCCCAGGGCCACAGCCAAGCUGGGGCAAAGCCCCACGGCUCCGCGGUGUCAGCCAGGAAGCCUCCUGGAGGCCGGCCGCGGGACAGGACCCGGGAGACCAGAGCAGCCGCAGGGCUGGAGCGGAAGAGGACGGGUGGGAGACGCUCGGGCCCUGAGGUCCCUUCUCAGCCCAGCCUCAAUGGAGGCAGCCCAGAGGGAGCGGCAACCAGAGACCGUGCAGAGCAUUUCCGGGCCAAGAUCGCCGAGUUUGUGGCGAGCGAGAAAACUCAGCUGGAGUUUCCUGCUUCCCUGAACUCCCACGACAGGAUGUGGGUCCACCAAAUAGCUGAAGAGCAUGGCCUGAGACACGAUAGCUCCGGGGAAGGGAAGAAGAGGUUCAUCACCGUGAGCAAGAGAGCCUGGCCGGCCCCGCCAGCCCCGCCAGCCCCGCCGCCUCCAGCAGGGGCCAGCAGCCACACCCCUGCGGGUCCUACGGCCCCCGGCCCCACCCAGACUGAGCCCCCUGCUGGGGGACAGAGCAGCCAGGACACCCUGAAUCUGAAGGCCCUGCACCUGGAAAGGCUGCAGAGAGCGAAGAGCAAACAGGAGCGGCCCGCCACGGACGGGGCCUCCACGGAUGGGGCCACCAAGGACAGGGCCGCCAGGGACGGGGCCACCAUGGAUGGGCAGCAGGCCUCGCGCUCUGGGCUGCGCACGUUCCCAGAGAAGAAGAAGAAGAAAGAAACAAAAGGAAACACGGCCAUGGAUUUGCCCGGCAAGGAGGACUUCGAGGCCCUGGUCGCGGCUGCCAUCAAGGCUGACAACACCUGUGGCCUCGCUAAGUGCACAGCCAGCGUGGCAACCCUGGGCCAGCUCUGUCUGCACUGCGGCCGCCGGUUCUGCCUCAGCCACCACCUGCCCGAGAUCCAUGGCUGUGGGGAGAGGGCUCGUGCCCAUGCCCGGCAGAGGAUCAGCCGGGAGGGAGUCCUCUAUGCCGGCAGUGGAACCAAGGACAGGUCCCUGGACCCCGCCAAGAGGGCCCAGCUGCAGAGGAGGCUGGACAAGAAGCUGGAUGAACUGAGCGGCCAGAGGAAGAGUAAACGGAAGGAGAAGGAAAAGUAAUGGGCAGGCUCUUUGCGUGCAGCUCCAGAGCUGCUGUCUUUGGAAGACGUUUGCGAGGACAAGCAGGGCUGCUUUCUGCUUCCCUGUAGCUGCUCUGUGACAGUGUGCAACCUGACCCACCUGCCUGUACCGGAGCCAGGUGGGGCACCGUGUCCAGGAGCAAGGGUGGGGUUCUGGACUCUGGAGAUGAGCUCUUCCCCCUGACAGCUCUCGGAGGAGGGUGCCCAGGGCAUGUGGUCAUUGCCGCGUGGCCCUCUCUCUGGGAUUGGUGUGGGUUGGCCCAGGUGUGCCCCAGUCCCCCUUCUCUUGCCUGGACCAUUUCCUGGUCUCUUCCCAGUCAGAACAGAAAUCCCACCAUCUGAACCUUCGGGUGUUGCCAUGAGGGUCCCCCUGCCCUGAACUGAUACCCCCUCAAUUUUUGUACAAGGAAAUUCCCACCGUCCGGGGCUGGCCAGCUUUCAGGCCGCCGGAAGGAGGGAGUGCACCUGAAAAGUCAGAUCAUGCGUCUGAGAACGCCCGGCACCUCUUCCAUGCGUCCGCAUGUAGCUGACUUUGCUGAGGCCCGUUUCCGUCUGUGUCCUGUUCCCUGCCGGCUGUGGGGCCCUGUCCUGGUUGUGCAGGGCAGCGGACACAGCUCAGACUGCUCCUGCGAGGUCUGGAGGUCCCACUGAGGCAUGUGGCCCAGGUGAGCCCUCCGCGGGUGGCGGUCGCGGGAAAGCGGCAGUGCAGCCCACACGACGCAGGAGCCCUCCCACAGGUGCUCCCCAGUGUUCUCCACCAGCUGCUCCAGGGAGGACGGCCUCAGACGGAUGUGAUGUCUUAGUCUCAGAGUUGUAUUUGUUUAAGUGGGACAUAAAUUAUUUAAGAAUAAAAUAAAGAUCUAUGCACACCGCC
This is a messenger RNA of Lutra lutra (Eurasian river otter), 4025 nucleotides long. It is a transcript of the gene IGHMBP2, whose product is annotated as immunoglobulin mu DNA binding protein 2. Gene Ontology annotation, molecular function: ATP hydrolysis activity; 5'-3' DNA helicase activity; RNA binding. The coding region runs from base 45 to 3131 and encodes 1028 amino acids. The transcript is spliced from 15 exons. Lineage: Eukaryota; Metazoa; Chordata; Mammalia; Carnivora; Mustelidae. The record is from RefSeq and is a predicted model, not a curated record.